AUGGCAAAAUGCUCUGGAAGAGAAGAUAAAGAGUUCCAAAAGACUAUGCAAUCCCUUGUAAAACGGGAAGAGGUCAAUAGCAUAGAAAAAAGACAGUACUCACCACGGGCACAACGGAAAAAGAGAGAGGCAUCCAGCCCACUGGAAGAAGACGUUAGAAGAGGGGAGAAAGAAAAACAGAAGGCUGUGGCACAGUCAACAAUGUCACAUACGACGUCACAGAACAUCAAGCAGUGGGGGUGGAGGGAGACGAUGGAGAAAUUAAUUUCUACUCCCACCAAAGAUGGCCAGACUCAGUAUAGUGGAAGGAAUAAAUACAGACACAACAUCGUAAAUGUGAAACCAUUCCCAGGGCAAACAAAUCAAGCUCGAGUGAAAGAUGUCAUCCCCAAUUAUCUUUCACAGUCCUUGUAUAUGAAAGUGUAUGUAAACAACUCUGACAAUAGCAAAACUUUAAAGAAUCAGGAACCAUUGGUAAACACAAUACCAAUUGAUUCGAGUCUUCAAUCAACACUGGAAGCAAGACCUGGAAGAAAUGAAACCUUAGUACCAAUAUUUUUAUUUGAUUCUACUCCUAUAAUUCAUCUGAACUUCCAUCCACCAGAUCUACUGUCUACCUUUACUAUUUGCCCCUUCGUCAUCAAGAGGUGGCUGGAAACCUCACGAGGCAUUCUGACCAAUGCCACUCAGCUGGAUCAGAGCCAGGCCCAGGAUCCCUGACUACCAGCUUUGACUCUUGAGGUAACCAAGGGAUAAGGGUUAAAGUGUCAA
Gryllus bimaculatus (two-spotted cricket) is the source of this 771-nucleotide messenger RNA. Lineage: Eukaryota; Metazoa; Arthropoda; Insecta; Orthoptera; Gryllidae. The record is from the annotation of a GenBank genome assembly.